UUUUUAGUUGGUGGAAUUGGCAGCUCAAAAUUUUUCCAUUUCUUGUAUGCCUCUUGAUGUAUAGCUGUAAAUGUUUCUUCUGUAUGAAGCCAGUUUAUUUAAGUUGUCAAUCUCCUUCCCUAAUUUAUUCUUUUCUUCCUCAUCUUCUUCAUGUGAAUGCAAAUCACGUUUUUCUCGAAUUUGGCUGUGUAAUUCUUGUAGAUCACCUAAAUUUUUCUUAA
This is a messenger RNA of Meloidogyne enterolobii, 221 nucleotides long. The record is from the annotation of a GenBank genome assembly. NCBI's taxonomy places the organism in Eukaryota, Metazoa, Nematoda, Chromadorea, Rhabditida, Meloidogynidae.